Molecule: messenger RNA, 1875 nt
Organism: Gadus chalcogrammus (walleye pollock)
Lineage: Eukaryota; Metazoa; Chordata; Actinopteri; Gadiformes; Gadidae
Product: PDZ domain-containing RING finger protein 4-like
Exons: 6
Coding region: 1-1875 (624 amino acids)
Molecular function (GO): protein binding
Source: RefSeq, a predicted model, not a curated record
AUGGAUUACAAGAUGGGGAAACCUAAAGGAAAGUAUCGAGUGGAACCAGCACAGAUGCAUUCUGAGCCCUCUCCUCCUCACACACAGAUCGGUCCCAACAGCAUCGCCGCCAGGGACGGACGGAUCCGUGAAGGGGACCGCAUAUUACAGAUAAACGGGCAGGACGUGCAGAACCGCGAGGAGGCGGUGGCCGUGCUGGCCAACGAGGACUGUCGGAACAUCCUGCUGCUGGUGGCCAGACCCGAGCUGCAGCUGGAGGAGGCCUGGCUGGAUGAUGAACACAGUGAGUUCCUGGAGCAGCUGAAGAUGGAGAUGUUGGAGGAGCAGCAGAGGGAGGAGCUGGAGCUUGCUGCCCUCCAGGAGCAAAAGUGCAACCGACAAGAAGCAGACUACAACCUGGCCAGCUGCUCCGCCCUCCCCGGCGACAAGGCGGGCGGGGCGCGCCUCAAGCGGAGCCCCGGCGAGAGCUCGGAGCACGACGUGCUGGCUCACAUCCAGCGGCGGCUCUCCCAGUGCCUGAGGGACAACCGCGGCGGCGCCGACGACGCCGACGACGGCCACGGGGAGCAGCGGGAGCCCCUGGUGGAGGACAACCGGGAGGGAGACCGCUUCCAGCAGCUGCUGGAGCUCAAGUGCCAGAUCCGCAACAGCGGCGAGUACGACCUGUUCUACAGCCGCCGCAGCACCAUCGAGGUCAGCCUGGCGGAGCAGGGCGGGGUGCAGCGGGAGCUGCGCAUGCUCAACGACGAGCUGCGCAGCAUCGAGCUGGAGUGCCAGAACAUCAUGCAGGCGCACAAGCUCCGGCAGGGCCCGCAGGGGGGCACGCGCCUGCGCCGCGGCCACGCCCACACCAAGGGCAAGGUGGCGGGCGGGCCGGGCGGCCGGCUGGAGAAGUCGGACAAGGACAGCUCCAGCGCCUACAACACGGCGGAGAGCUCCAGGAGCACGCCCCUGGCCAUGGACCGCUCCCCGGAGCACUCGCUGCAGCGGAUGGUCAGCCUGACCAACCAGAGGAACCUGCGCGGCAGCAGCAGCCUGGCGGCGGGCAGCUCCCUCAGCCCCAGCCCCGGGCCCAGCCCCAGCCCCGGGCCCUUCUACCCCCGGGCGGCGGGGGGGGGGCCGGCGGCCAAGAGCAGCAGCCCCGACCACAGCAACCCCUCCGAGUCGGACCACACCACCCAGGCGGAGGACGAGAGGCGGGGGGGCCAGGCCAAGGCCAGCGGCUCGCAGAUCCCGUACUUCUCGCCGUCCCACAGCUCGCAGCAGAGGCAGGCGGCGGUGAUCCCGGCGCACGCGCGCCACUACCAGAGCUACAUGCAGCUCAUCCAGCAGCGCUCGGCCGUGGAGUACGCCCAGAGCCAGCUCAGCCUGCUCAGCGUGUGCAAGGAGCCCCAGCGGCCCAGCGACGCGCCGCACAUGGAGUGGAAGGUGAAGAUCCGCAGCGACGGCACACGCUACAUCACCAAGAGGCCCGUGAGGGACAAGAUCCUGCGGGAGCGCGCGCUGAAGAUCAAGGAGGAGCGCAGCGGCGGGAUGACCACGGACGACGACGCCAUGAGCGAGAUGAAGAUGGGGAGGUACUGGAGCAAGGAGGAGCGCAAGCAGCACCUGGUGCGGGCCAAGGAGCAGCGGCGGCGGCGGGAGUUCAUGCAGAGGAGCCGCCUGGAGAGCCUGAAGGAGAACCCUCAGAGCAGCGGGGAGGGACGCAGCAAGGAGGUGAGCAUCAUCGAGCUCAGCCACAAGAAGAUGAUGAAGAAGCGCAACAAGAAGAUCCUGGACAACUGGAUGACCAUACAGGAGCUGAUGAUCCACGGCACCAAGGCGCCCGAGGGAGCCCAGGUGCACAACGCCUUCCUCUCGGUCACCACUGUAUAA